This is a messenger RNA of Arachis ipaensis, 1530 nucleotides long. Its product is annotated as 1-aminocyclopropane-1-carboxylate oxidase homolog 3. The record is from RefSeq and is a predicted model, not a curated record. Lineage: Eukaryota; Viridiplantae; Streptophyta; Magnoliopsida; Fabales; Fabaceae.
AAUUUAAAAUAGUACUAAAUUCCGGCGUCAAAAAAGACUUCCAAAGAAGCAGAGAAUGACAUUUAGAGAGAUAAGGUUGAGGAAAAAAGAAACUAACCACAUGUUUUUAUGGAUAACGCUUAGUAUAGAGUAUUUGGACACCAAUGUGCUGUCCAAAUUACACUGUUUUAUCAUUAGUCAGAAAGGGAGGGGAAUUGAAGAACAUGAUGGCUACUGAUGCAGAAGAAAAUCAAGUAGAACACGGCUCUUGUUAUGACAGGCAAAGGGAGCUUAAGCUUCUUGAUGAAUCAAAAGCAGGUGUGAAGGGCCUUGUUGAUGCUGGUUUGUCUAAGAUUCCAAGGAUCUUCAUUCAUCACAACCUUAACACAUCUUCAUCCUCUGCUACCAAUAAUGAUGUUAGUAUUCCAGUCAUUGACUUGGGAUCACUGCAUGAACAAGGUAGCUCACGGCAUGAGAUCAUUGAGAAGGUGAAAGAUGCUUGUGAGAAAUGGGGGUUCUUUCAAGUGGUCAACCAUGACAUUCCACAGUGUGUUCUGGAUGAAAUGCUUGAUGGGGUGCGCAGAUUUCAUGAGCAGGAUUCUGAGGUGAAGAGAGAAUUCUAUUCACGUGAUGAUUCAAAGAGGGUGUUGUACAACACCAACUUUGAUUUGUACACAACUCCUGCGGUUAAUUGGAGGGAUACAUUCUCUUGUGUAAUGGCUCCAAGGCCUCUUGAUCCUCACCAACUCCCUUCAAUCUGCAGAGAUGUCAUAAGUAAGUACACAGAGUAUGUUAAGAAAUUGGGACUAGUUUUAUUUGAAUUGCUUUCUGAAGCAUUAGGCCUUAAUCCCAAUUACCUUAAAGACAAAGAUUGUGCAGAAGGGCUUUUCAUGCUUAAUCAUUAUUACCCUCCUUGUCCUGAACCUGAACUCACUCUGGGAACAAGUGGCCAUUGGGAUUCUGGCUUCCUCACCCUUCUCCUACAAGAUCAAGUUGGUGGACUUCAAAUCUUCUAUGAAAACCAAUGGGUUGAUAUCACUCCUGUUUCUAAUGCUCUCAUUAUUAACCUUGGUGAUAUGAUGCAGCUGAUCACAAACAAUAAGUUUGUGAGCUCGAAGCACAGAGUUUUGGCUCAAAAAAUAGGUCCGCGAGUUUCGGUUGCAUGCCUUUUUAGACAGCAUCUUGAACCUGAGACUUCAAAAGUAUAUGGACCAAUAAGGGAGUUGGUGACAGAAGAAAAUCCUGCAAUGUACAAAGAUAUCACAGUGAAGGAGUUUGUUACGCACUAUUAUGCAAAAGGACUUAAUGGUGUCUCUGCAUUAGAACACUUCAAGCUAUAAUAAUAAUACAUACACACAAUUGAGAGUUUCAGCAUUUCCUCAAAUUGAGUACGAAAUAAGAACUCUGAAAUCUGUGAAGUUGUGAUCAUGUCUUCAUGAUAUAGAAAACUAUUAAGUUAUGUAACAGGCUACUUUUUCGUUUUUUUUCUUCUUUGGUUACAAUUGUGACUUGUUACUUAAUUUAUGCCUAAUUUUAGAUGCGUUUGUGUUC